This is a messenger RNA of Perkinsus marinus ATCC 50983, 1257 nucleotides long. RefSeq lists its product as hypothetical. Lineage: Eukaryota; Perkinsozoa; Perkinsida; Perkinsidae. Bases 1 to 1257 code for a protein of 418 amino acids. The record is from RefSeq and is a predicted model, not a curated record. The transcript is spliced from 10 exons.
AUGAACACAAGCAGCAGUGCAGUGAAGCGACGAAAAAGCAGACGUGCCGGCAGUGAGGACGAGAAUAUCCUUCCACAAAUAGUUGAAGUGCCCUCUAGCUUCGCUGAUGUUGUCACGAUCUUCGAGCAAGUCAAAGAGAUUUCUCCAACUCUGUACGACGUCUUUUUCGACUUCAUCCUCCCAGCCAUGUCUCGGUACGUGUUGGAUGGUCAAGAGACUCUCCCAGAGAACCGUCCCAUGCUGCUCCUCAAAGAUCCUCGAAUGGUCUCAGCUAACUUCAAAAGGUUCUUCUCCCGCUCGAACGGUCGUGUCCCCACCCAGGCCCACAAGCUAAUUUGCUUCCUGAAUUACUUUGCGCAAGCUUUGGGAUACGCUCCUCUGAGACAAGCAACCCCCGAGCCCUCGGAGGCCGGUGAUGAAACUAUAGAGCAUGAUAUAGAGAGGGAGGGGGUCAGUGAGUAUGAAGAUUCGUCGUACAGGGAGCUAGUCGAGCUGAACUCCAAAGAUACGUAUAUUCGUAUUGCCCGUCGCAUCAUCGACGAGAACAUCGUCCCCCAGUGUCCACCAUCGGAAGAAUGGCUGGAUGAGGAGUGGUGGACGGCGUGCAGUGUUGGCCUUGCGGAAGUGGACAUUCUCGAGACUACAGAUGUGAAGCAUCUUGUGAAUUCUCACUCUAGUGAUAUCUCUUUGACUGUCAACGAGGGCCAUGCUCAAUACCUACCCUAUAACAGUGCUGAUAGAAAUGAUAAUAAAUUGAGGGGGAAGACCCUUCUUGGCUUGACCACGAACAAGCCCUUCGGUGAUGCUUUAGGCUUGGGUACUGGUGUAGAGGAGGCUUAUGCGAUGGAGCACCCUGAGGUCUUGGUUGCUCUGGCCUUGUGUGAGCCCACAAGCACAGGCCUCCCACUAGCUAACAGAGAGAUCAUCAGUCUCGUGAGGCUCCCUCGUUCGGGUUCAUCUGGGGAUAAGAAAGAGAUCAACCCUACAGCAGAGUGCAUCCAUACACUUAACGAGUUCAGGUAUCCCAUCCCCGACUCGUCUCCUCUAGGGACCGUGGGAGUCUCAUCUGAGGCUCGUUUCCUCCUACUAUGGUUGGCGGUCUCGGUCAUAGGGAAGCCGUUGCUCUUCUGGGAUCGAACUGGAGAGUUGAAGCACAGCGGUAUGCGCAUUGAUAUCGAGGAGAUCAAAGAGUCGCUGAUUCAUGUGGUGAAGGCCUGCCAGCUGAAGAAGGUUCUGGUCAAACACGUCCUAGGGUGA